Molecule: messenger RNA, 1358 nt
Organism: Diorhabda carinulata
Lineage: Eukaryota; Metazoa; Arthropoda; Insecta; Coleoptera; Chrysomelidae
Product: UPF0764 protein C16orf89
Exons: 5
Coding region: 337-1311 (324 amino acids)
Cellular component (GO): membrane; cytosol
Source: RefSeq, a predicted model, not a curated record
CCUAUUGCUUUAUAAGUUCCAUUCAAAAUUAGCUUUUUUUCAACAAGCCAAAUAUAUUUUUCCAAUCCAAAUUCUAUCAAAUACAUCAAAUAAAAAAGAGCAUGCUUGUGUGGCAUUCACAAUUUUUAAAAUGUAGUCAAAUAUGUGUGUAUCAAAUGUAAGCCUAGACGAAAAUAUUUUUUGUCGGUAUCUAAUUUCAUAUACAAUAAGUGUAGGAUCCGCUCCACUCUCCCCCCCCCCCCCACACACACACACAAAAGUAACCUCAAUGAUUAUUUAUACAUCUAUUUUAUAAAAGUACCAAUUGGAGUCAAACUUGCUUUAAAGAAUAAUCAAAUGCUUCUAAUGGUUAUUUCGCUAAUAUUAAUCACAAUUCUGUUCAAAGUGGCAUUUAGUGAUCCUAUCACUUAUAUAGAAGUGGAAAAAUCACUAGAAAAAGUUUUAAAUUUUAUGAAUGAGAAUGUAUAUCAGUUCGGAUUUGACGGUUUUUUUGGAUUAACACUUGCUCAGUCACAAUUAGCCAAAAUAUUGGAUCUACCUAUUAGUCGAUAUAUUUAUUAUGAUGUAAAAUAUUUAAUAGAACAGUGUCAACGUAUACUUAUUAAAGCUCAACCGAUGCUACCAAAUGAUCCAUCGUAUAUGAUAACAUUUGCUAAUAAACUACUGGAUUUCCAAAAAUGGUCCCAAACGUUGCCAAAUAACAUUACUUUUGGAGAACUACCUAAUUUGGGGAUAUAUGUUAAUUGGUCACCUACGGAGAUUCUGAAAAAUAAGCGCGCUAUUUACAAAGGAGUAGAAACUAAUUUAUGUCUAAGGGAACUACUAGAACUAUCGACAGAUCAAAAUUGUUAUGUUAGCAGUAUUUGUAAAGAAAUGAUGCUAGAUACUUACCGAAUUGAUACAGGUUAUUUAUUGACACAUAGAUUGUUGUAUAUGCAAAUCAAAAGAUUACAAGGAUGUCUAAUCUCAGGAGAUUUAAUCAAAACAAAGGACUAUAUCAAGUUAUUCUGCUCUUAUAUUUUAAAGGAAGCCAAAACCAAUGAAUAUUUGAAGUUUCCUUAUCAUGACAUAUUUUUAGAGCAAGUUGUACUUUGUGGUAUUGAGGGAUAUGGAGAGUUUUUUAAAGAAAAAUGGUUAGAUGUAAUGCUAAAAUGGCAAAAUUCACAUGGUUGCUAUGAAAGUAUUCCUAUAUACAAAAUCAGAAAUAAAAGAACCAGCCAUACCAUAAAUUAUGGAUGUUCAGAUCAUGCGACAGGAUUAGGCGCUGCUGCUCUAGCUCUAUACUUUAAAUAUUUAUUUAUUCCAGUCUAACGAAAUUGUGAUUGUAUUAUGGUUAUAAUAACAUCAUUGAGAAAAUA